This is a messenger RNA of Lottia gigantea (owl limpet), 837 nucleotides long. RefSeq lists its product as hypothetical. Gene Ontology annotation, molecular function: NAD+ binding. The annotation marks the transcript as partial. NCBI's taxonomy places the organism in Eukaryota, Metazoa, Mollusca, Gastropoda, Lottiidae. The transcript has 6 exons. The record is from RefSeq and is a predicted model, not a curated record.
AUGUCUGUAAACUAUGCAACAGGGUUGUCAGAUUAUGAUAAUAAAGGGAAGUGUGGUCAACCAGAAUAUUUUGAUGAUGAAGAAACUGUUCAGAGAAAGAUUGUUGAGCUAGCUGAGAUGGUGAAAGCUAGUAAACAUCUUGUUGUUCACACUGGAGCUGGAAUCAGUACAUCUGCUGGAAUUCCUGAUUUCAGAGGACCGAACGGUGUUUGGACUCUAGAGGAAAAAGGAGAAACUCCACAAAUUAAUAUAACAUUUGAAUCUGCUCAACCUACCAAAACACAUAUGGCCCUGAUUGAAUUAGAAAAAUUAGGCAUUGUGAAGUAUGUGAUCAGUCAGAAUGUAGAUGGUUUACAUGUCAGAUCAGGAUUACCUAUAAAUAGAUUAUCAGAGCCUCAUGGUAACAUGUUUAUUGAAACCUGUGAUAAAUGUCAUACAAAGUACAUUAACAGUCACUGCAGCCCAACUAUGGGAUUGAAGUUAACCGGUAAUUUAUGUACUCAACAAAAGCCAAGAGGAAUUUGUAGGGGGCGUUUGCAUGAUGCGAUAUUAGACUGGGAAGACUCUUUACCAGAUCAUGAUUUAAAUCUUGCCGAUUAUCAUUCAGGGAAAGCUGACUUAAGUUUAUGUUUAGGAACCUCACUUCAGAUCAUUCCAUGUGGUAAUCUUCCUCUGGCAGCAAAAAAAAAUGGCGGAAAACUGAUAAUUGUGAACCUACAAACUACAAAACAUGAUAAAAAAUGUGAUUUAAAAAUCAAUAGCUAUGUGGAUCAGAUAAUUUGUGGUCUGUGUGAAAAAUUAAAUGUUAAAAUUCCAGAAUUUACAAGUCCUACUGUA